This is a messenger RNA of Acanthopagrus latus (yellowfin seabream), 3752 nucleotides long. RefSeq names its product angiomotin like 2b (gene amotl2b). The coding region runs from base 340 to 2445 and encodes 701 amino acids. Lineage: Eukaryota; Metazoa; Chordata; Actinopteri; Spariformes; Sparidae. Gene Ontology annotation, biological process: regulation of cell migration; actin cytoskeleton organization; hippo signaling. The record is from RefSeq and is a predicted model, not a curated record. The transcript is spliced from 11 exons. Gene Ontology annotation, cellular component: bicellular tight junction; cytoplasmic vesicle; plasma membrane.
CGCGUUUUACAUUCCUGGCAUUCCGACCUCAGUCCCUCCUCGGUUACUUAUUAUCGCCGCCUGCUCUCUCCACAAUCAUUUCACAGCAAGAGAGGACCGCGGCAGCCCGUCCGGGGGGAGGAAGAUGAGACACGUUUGACUCGAAAGAAACAAGCCCUCAUGGAAGCAGUGGAUUUACUCUGAACUUUUUUGUUUGUUUGUUUUACUUUACGAGAGAUCGAGAACGACGCCGUGCUACAAUGAGAACGUGAGCUGGUUCACAGCUGAUUUAUUCAAAUACUUUCAAAAACAAGAAAGAGCUCAACUUGUCUUAGACGAUAACAACCGACGCAAAGCGACAUGGCGUCCACUGAAGAGCCGUCUGGCACGGUCCUGCAUCGGCUCAUCCAGGAGCAGCUCCGCUAUGGAAACCCCACAGACACGCGCACCUUAUUAGCCAUCCAGCAGCAGGCCCUGCGUGGAGGCAGUGGCAGCAACAGUGGCCCCAGCAGUGGGGGCGACAUGGGCAGGAGCCCACGAUCCUCCCUGGAGAGUCUCACCCAGGAGGACCCUCAGUUCCCUCAGCUCUCUGCCAGGCAGGAGCCCCAGGGCCAGGAGCACCAGGGGGACUACCACCACUCAGAGAGUGGCUACCAGCUCUACCAGCUGCACGGGGAAGAGCUGCCCACUUACGAGCAGGCCAAGGCACACUCGCAGUAUCUGGCCUCACACUGGGCCCCUGCAGGCCCCAUCAGGCAGCUCCACGAGGGGACGCUCCUGCAUGAGGGGGCCUUCCACGAAGAGGCAGACCUGAUGGAGCUGAAGUGCAGCCAUGUGCGGUCACUCAGCGAGCAUCGCAUGCAGAUAUCUCUGGAGAGGAACGAUGCAGCUGCUAAAGCGGAGGCUCUCAAGAGCACCUCGCACAGCUACCCCGAGCUUCCUUACUACGCGCCGCAGAGCCCGGGCCACAGCCUGGACAAGCGCUGUCCGCCCCCGGAGUACUCAGCCCCCAUCCAGGGCCAAGGAUUUAUCCCCCACCAGGUCCAGGAGCCGAUGCAGGCCCAGCAGCACAGGUAUGUCCAGUCCAGUCAGCCAGAGGAAGUUCCCUGCUACAGCACGUUUAACAGCCUGCCACCUGCUGGCUUGGAGGAGCCCAACCAGGUGGAGCUGCUGCUGAUGGAGAAUGAGAGGCUGAGGCAGGAGCUGGAGGGGCACAGGGAGAAGACCAGCCGUAUUCAGAAGUUGGAGCAGGAGAUCCAGCGUAUCUCGGAGGCCUAUGAGACACUGAUGCAGGGCAGCAGUAAGAGGGAAAACCUGGAGCAGACGCUGAGGAGGAGGCUCGUGGCUGAGAUCAGGAGGCUGCAGGACUUCAACAGAGACCUGAGAGAGAACUUGGAAAAUGCCAGAACACACGUCGCGAAAGAAGUCGAAGCAGCCGACCACAACCAGCACAUCAUGGCGAAGCUGCUCGAACAGAAUGAGGAGCAGAACUUUGAGCGGGAGCGUGUCGAGCGGGAGCUGGAGCGGUUGCGAACCACAGCGGAGGAGCAGAGCACCAGGGCCAAACGGCUCGAGGAGGCUUUGGACGCAGCUCGCGGGCGAGGCCGCCAGCUCGAGGAGGAGCUCAGGAGGAAGAGGGCGUACGUGGAGAAGGUGGAGCGGCUCCAGAGCGCGCUGGCUCAGCUGCAGUCCACCUGUGAGAAGAGGGAGAGCCUGGAGAUGAAGCUGAGGACGCGGCUGGAGCAGGAGCUGAGGAGUCUGAGGGCGCAACAGAGGCAGUCCCAGCCGCCAGGGGUGACCAUGAGCUCUCUCCAGGAGCGCCUGCGCGAGCGCGAGGAGAGAAUCUUGGCCCUCGAGGCCGACAUGGUCCGCUGGGAGCAGAAGUAUUUGGAAGAGAGCACUAUGAGGCAGUUUGCGAUGGAGGUUGCUGCCACCGCUGCUGCACAGAGAGACACGACCAUCAUCAAUCACUCGCCCUGCCACUCUUCGAACAACAGCUUCAACGAGGACCUGCCUGUCGCUGACUACAGGAAUCAGGAGAUGGAGAACAGGAUCCGUGCUCUUUACGCUCAGAUCUUGGAAAAGGACGCCGUGAUCAAGAUCCUGAACCAGCGGCUGCACCAUGACCAGGGGCGAAAGGAUGAGCAAAGCCCCCGCACGAACCUCCUGAACAUGGCGGCGGCGUCUCUCCGACCCGCCUCCUCCACUCCCUCCAUCAGCACCACCACCAGCACCACAAAAAGUCGAGGUAAGAGUCUCUCUGACGAUCAGACUUUGCCGUGCCGCCAGUUCUCCGCUCAGUCUGAACCUGGAACGCUAGAACGGCAGGUGGAGAGAACCAAAGCCAAAGAGGCUGCCAGCACCACUAAGCUCAACAGUGACAAGACAGCGCCGAAGAGGUUGCUAUUAAACCCGUUCAGAGGCCUGGAGGAGCUGGAGUCGGAGGCGGUGGAAAUCUUCAUUUAGAGAACUGAGAGGAGGACUUUGAAUGAGAGAACCAUUCUGAGAAUCUGUGAAGAGUGCAAGUCUUUGGAUUAAAUAUUGGAUGCAAGAAUGUCGUGGAAAGAGGCCAAUGCACGAAGAGGAGAAAAAAACAAAAAGGAUUGUUUUCACAUUUUUUAGAGGCAGAGCUGUGCUCCAACUCACUUACUCUCACUAAGCUCGGACAGCUGCAGGCAGUUUGCCCGACCGAGAGGGAAAAGAUGAAUCUUCUGAGGUACUCGGACAGUAUUGUGGAUUGUAAUAGGGCAACAUGUUCUCAGAGAGUGUAUGCCAAAAUAUUUAUAUAAAUAUAUAUAUAAUUGCUGCUUUUUCCUUCCCCUUUAUUUGCCCCUUAUCUACUUCCCAAUCCAGUAAAUUAAGUAGCUACAUAUUUAUCUUAUCUGGUUUCCACAUUCCCCAAAUAUUAACUUAAACCUCAUGCUCUUUUAGAUAGAUAUUCAAUAAAAGGUUAUCUACGUGACCUUCUCUCUCCCACCCCCACAAACAAGUGUGGCGUCAAUCUGAGUAACCUCAUUCCCAUCACAUGGAUCUUAUCUGUUUGGAAGACUUCCCCUUUUUGUCCAAUAAUUUAAGCUGACAUGAAACACUGCUGAUCUAAAAAGCUCCCGCUGUCGAUGUGUCUCAAGCCCGAGCAGCUGGUUCUGCAGAGGCUUAGGACUGUGUGAACAGUGAGACGCAUCAUAAAUAUAUUAAAAGACAAUUUGGUGGUUUUUUUUUGUUUUUUUUGUUGCCAAACUGACACAAACCUGGUGUUGUAUGUAAUAUUGGGAGGGUGUUGCAUCAUGGUGUUGAUUUCAUCAUCUGUUGCUUUCUCUGAUAACUUCUCAAAGUAUGUUUGCAUGUGUGAUUUCAGUAUGUGAGUGUGUUUCCCGACGUGGUGAUGCCGGCUGGUUCCGCUCACCACUGUGGGAUAAAAGUUGAAAACUACACCGUGUUUGUUUUGUUUUUUUGUUUCGUUUACUGUGAGCUUUGAAACUAACAAAGAGGUUAAUUAUUAUUAUUAUUAUUAUUAUUAUUAUUAUUAUUAUUAUUAUUAUUAUUAUUAUUAUUAUUAUAUUUUAUACAGAUGUUUGUAUUGUUAUUUUAGACAUGAUAGUGCUUUGAGCCGGAUGCCAAAGAGUUUAUGUAUGUUUGUUGUAAGUUAUGUGCCGACAAUCACGGUCAUGUCAAGCUGUACACAACCAACCGAGUGUUGACUUCAAACAGACAUUUCUGUGAACUUCAAAACAAUAUGCAACAUUUCAUAAAGCAAUAAAAUAUUCUAAUAUACA